Penaeus chinensis is the source of this 1419-nucleotide messenger RNA. Its product is annotated as pupal cuticle protein 36-like. The record is from RefSeq and is a predicted model, not a curated record. NCBI's taxonomy places the organism in Eukaryota, Metazoa, Arthropoda, Malacostraca, Decapoda, Penaeidae. The transcript has 3 exons. The coding region runs from base 1 to 1329 and encodes 442 amino acids.
AUGACAUACUGUUCGUGCGAGUUCCCCAAAAAGGAGAAGUACCUGAACCAAUCGUUAUUCCACCAUCCAAACAGAAGAACAUCGUCUAUGUACUCAAUAGGAAGGAUGAACAGGCUCUGCGUGUCAUCGAUGUACCCGCCUAUCCUCCAUCUGGCGCUUAAAUCUACUUCGCCAUUUAUGAAGAGGGGUGAGAACCCGACUUUACCUAUUGGUGUGGAUCUCAAUACUACUCUUGGUUCAGCCGCUGAAGCUGGUGGACAAGUAAUUGCAGUUGCUGGAGGUGAUAGCAGUGAAGACGAAAGAUUUAGGACAUCCAGUAACCUGUGCGAGGCAAUUGUAAUUACCAAGGUCAUCGAAAUCGGGAAACAGGUUUUGGCUUGCGCACUCGUUGCUUCCACGACUGCAGCUCCCCAGGGCUACAGUCUGCAGAGGCCCACUGGAUCAACUCUGUCCACUGGCCCUGGUCAGACGGCAGGAAGUGGAUUUUCUGUUGGAUCUGCUGCUGGGCAUGCAGUAGCAGGCGGCAUUGGAAUAGGAUCUGGGCAUGGAGUUGGAACUGGAGUUUCAGCUGGUGCAGCUCUAGGAGGUGUUUCUGGUGGAUUUGGCCAAGGAGUGGGGACUGUCAUCUCCGGCGUAGGUGCUGGAAUCUUGGAACCAUGUGGAGAAGGACAAAUUCGACAUGUGGAUGGGACUUGUGUUACACCAGUUGUAAACAGAAAAGUGUUUGUCUUUGAUGUUCCUGAACAAAAGGGACCUAUCGGUCCUCCACCAAGCGUCCCCCCUCCACGAGUGGAUCAUAACAUUCUGUUCGUGCGACUUCCCGAAGAAGGAGAAGGACCUGAACCAAUCGUUAUUCCACCACCAAGACAGGAGAACAUCGUCUAUGUACUCAACAAAAAGGACGAACAGGUUCAACGUGUCAUCGAAGUACCUGCCCAUCCUCCAUCUGAUCCUGAAAUCUACUUCGUCAAUUAUGAAGAGGGUGAGAACCCAACUCUACCCAUUGGUGUGGAUCUUAAUACUGCUCUUGGCUCAGCCGCUGAAGCUGGUGGACAAGUAAUUGGAGUCGCUGGAGGUGAUAGUGGUGAAGGCGCCGGAUUUGGAGUGGGUGGAGUAGUAGGAAGUGGAUUCGGUACGGUUAGCGGAGGACUGGGUGGAGCUGGUACAGGCAGUGGAUUCGGCACUGUUAGCGGAGGAUUGGGUGGAGCUGGUGUAGGUAGUGGAUUUGGAACUGUUAGCGGAGGAUUUGGUGGAGCUGGCACAGGCAGUGGAUUUGGAUUAAGUGGAGGUGCUGGAAGCUCUCCCUCUGGGUUAUAUAACACUCCUUAAAUUAAUGAUAUUACCCCUUGUAUAUUAACUUAUGACCCAAAAAGACAGCAUAAAAAUGUAUUCUAUUUCUUAAUAUAUGAUAAGUUUCGA